AUGGAUUUUAAUUAUAGUUUGGGAUUGAGCCGCGGUGAAUCUGACAGUGAUGCUGGUGCAAGUUCCGGAGGCGGAGCUCCAGGAACUUCUUCAAAUCGCCGACCUAGAGGCCGUCCGCCUGGAUCUAAAAAUAAGCCCAAGCCUCCAAUAAUCGUCACCAGAGAUACGCCUAAUGCACUCCGAUCUCACGUGCUUGAAGUUUCAACGGAUGUUGAUAUCAUGGAAAGUAUCUCCAAUUACGCAAGGCGGAGAGGGAGAGGUGUUUGUAUUCUUAGUGGUAGCGGCACUGUUGCCAACGUCAACAUCCGCCAGCCUGCUUCCCCUGCUGCAACUGUAGUCACUCUUCACGGACGUUUCGAGAUACUUUCCCUCUCAGGUACGGUGCUUCCUCCGCCUGCACCGCCUGGCUCCAGUGGGAUCUCUAUAUUUUUGUCAGGUGGACAAGGACAAGUUGUUGGAGGAUCCGUUGUAGGGCCUUUGAUGGCAUCAGGUCCCGUCGUUUUAAUGGCUGCCUCUUUUGCUAAUGCUGUAUUUGAACGACUUCCGUUGGAGGAAGAGGAUGCUGCUGCUGCUAAUGCUAAUGCUAAUGCUUCUGGUGUUGGUGUUGGUACCCCUACUACACAGGUACAGCCAGCUGCCUCACAGUCAUCAGGAGUAACCGGUGGUGGAGAGGCUGGAACUGGCGAAGGUGGAAAUAUGGCUUUUGGGAAUAAUUACUCAUUCUCAGCUGAGUUGCUUGGAUGGGGUGGCAAUGCUGCAAAUGAAAGGCCCCCAUUUUAG
This is a messenger RNA of Solanum verrucosum, 780 nucleotides long. RefSeq names its product AT-hook motif nuclear-localized protein 27-like. The record is from RefSeq and is a predicted model, not a curated record. The transcript is spliced from 2 exons. Gene Ontology annotation, molecular function: minor groove of adenine-thymine-rich DNA binding; DNA-binding transcription factor activity. Gene Ontology annotation, cellular component: nucleus. Gene Ontology annotation, biological process: vegetative to reproductive phase transition of meristem. The coding region runs from base 1 to 780 and encodes 259 amino acids. Lineage: Eukaryota; Viridiplantae; Streptophyta; Magnoliopsida; Solanales; Solanaceae.